Molecule: messenger RNA, 1458 nt
Organism: Tetrapisispora phaffii CBS 4417
Lineage: Eukaryota; Fungi; Ascomycota; Saccharomycetes; Saccharomycetales; Saccharomycetaceae
Exons: 1
Coding region: 1-1458 (485 amino acids)
Biological process (GO): protein quality control for misfolded or incompletely synthesized proteins
Cellular component (GO): i-AAA complex
Molecular function (GO): misfolded protein binding
Source: RefSeq, a predicted model, not a curated record
AUGUUAACCGGAGCUUAUAGAGGUGUGAUAAGGAGACAAUUUGCCAUCUCGAAUAUGAUGAGAAGGCCAGGUUCCCAAUUUAACAAGUAUUUGAGGGUAGGCAGGAGUAUAUCCAACUCAAGGUUAGGUUUAAGUCAAGAACAACAACAGCUUCAACAACUCCAAUUACAGAAAAAUCAAAGAAUUCAGAAAUGGGUAUUAUCAUUACUUGGUUUUGGUGCUUUAUCAUUUUACGUUUGGUAUGUCUAUUGGCCACACAAUACAUUCCCAAAAUCAGUGGCUUCGAUAUUGAGAAAGGGAUUAUGGGAAGAGAGCGAUAAAGAGAAUUUUAAUUAUGGGAAAGCAAUUAAAUAUUAUAUUGAGGCUAUUGAAGAAGCAAAUAAAAAGGGAUUGGAUCCGCUAAGUGAUGAAUACACAGGUAUUGAAUUGAAAAUAGCAGAAAUGUACGAAAAAUUGGCUAUGUACGAUGAAGCUAAUACACUUUACAAUGAAUUAUUAUAUCGUUAUUAUGAAGCCUUGAGCGAACCUGGGAAGGUCCCUGUGGAUAAGAGACCAGAUAUGGUUAGGAGAGACUUGCGAGUCUUAAUUAAAUCGUUAGAAACUAAUAAGGACUUAGUUAUAGGUAAAAGGAAUUUGUUAGCUCAUUUGUUAUUAGCUCAAGAAGAAAUUUUAACAAGAUCGCAGGAAUUAAAGAAAUUCUUUGAGAAGAGACAAGAAAGGAUUAAAUUGGCCUCACAAGGCAAGGUUUUAGAAGAUAAGGUAUUCAAACCAGUUGUCAAUACUGACAACAUCAAACUGAAUGAUGAGGGCUACAUGAUUUUGGAUCUGCAGAAAAAUAGCAGUGCGUGGGAACCAUUCAAAGAGGAAUACUUUACAGCAAGAGAUUUGUAUACAGCAUAUUGUUUAUCUUCUAAAGAUUUAUCAGCUGCAUUGAGCUGCAAAAUGACGACUGUCGAGUGGAUGGUAAUGGCUGACAUGCCGCCAGGGCAAAUUCUAUUGUCACAAGCAAACUUAGGUUCAUUGUUAUAUUUGCAAUCUGAGAAAUAUGAAGCUGACAUUUACAAUAUAAACGAAAAAAUCAAAACAGACAAACAAUUAGAGAAUGAUAAGCCUGUAAUCAGCGCUUUAAGAACUUUAAAUAAAAGUAGGGAUACGUGUUUAAAGAUGGCUACAGAAUGUUAUGACAGUGUUGUACAAUUUGCUAAGAAAAAUAAUAAAUUGAGGUUCAAAGCUUCUGAGCAACUUGAUCCAUCAGCAUCCCAAGCGAUUGCAUUAUCAACAUACGGUCUUGGAGUGUUGAAUUUGCAUUCAGGUGCUUUGGCUAAAGCAGAAAGACUAUUGAAAGAUUCUGUUGGGAUGGCAAAAGAGAUAGACUUCUUUGAAUUAAUCAAAGAGGCAGACGGCGAAUUAGAGAAAGUUUAUAAGGCUAAACAGAAGAUUACCCAGGAAAAUAAUUAA